AUGGAUAUUUUGGAUCUACUGAAGAAGAAGAUAAUCAAGGAUGUCUUUGAGGUUCAUCCUGAUGCUGAAUGGAGUGUUCUUAUAUAUGACAGCUAUGCAGCAAGUAUUUUGAAGAAUUUUUUUGUGAAGUCUGAGUUUAUCAGCCACAACAUAGUGAUUUCCCAGAGGAUUGAGGAGCAUCGGGAGCGAGUGGACUUUCCUGUGAUAUACUUUGUGAAGGGAGAUGGGGGUGUUGUGGAAAUGAUAAACAAGGACUUUGAAGACAGGCUAUAUCCCUCCUAUGCUGUUUGCAUGCUGUCGGAAUGCCAAGGUUUUCAGCCAUUAAUAAAGGCAAAGAGGGUGGAUGUUGAUUUUGCACCCUUUGAGCAGAAGGUCUUUAAGGCAUUGCCAAAGCAGCUGUAUUCUGUGGCUCGGACCCUAAAUACGGCCUUCAAUGUAAGCUACUCCGGGUCUGUGUGCAGAAGCUUGGGGGAGAUGGUUGAAAAGAUGAUGGGGGACGAAGAAAGGAAGGGAGAGCUUAUAAUAUUGGAUAGAAGCAUUGAUCUCUUUGCCCCGCUUCUUCACUUCUUCACGUUUAGGACAUUACUUGAGGAUCUUGGUAUAGAGAACAUGGAGGAAUUUGAAAAGAAGUAUAUGGGAGACAAGAUAUGGGAGAGUGUUAAGAACGCGCACCUUGGGGAGGUGAACUCGAUCUUAAGAAACCAUGCACACAUGCUAUCGAAGGUUGCACAGAAGUUGGACACAAAAGUGGACAACAAGGAUCUAAUGAAGAUGGUUCUUGAGGCACCCGCAGCAGCAAAAACCAAAGAGAGCUUGAGCAAAAUUCUUGCUUUGGCACAGAAGUGCUAUGACAGAUUUGAUUAUCUUUCCAGGUUCAACGAGAUUGAGCAGCUACUUGCAACUGGAUAUGAUAAAUCCGGGAAUAAGUGGAAUGUCAAGGUGGAGGAGGUGUUUGAGUGUCUUAAAAGCAGCCGGAUCGAGAGAGAUGACAAAAUUAGAAUUCUGCUGUUGCUCAAGGCAAAUGGCUACCAACUACAAAAAAACGAAGUGGACCUUCUUAAAAGCAUGGGACUCAAGGAUGAGGAGAUUGGGAUUACCUUUGAUAAUCACGAGAACUUUGUGCCUCUUCGAGGACCAGGAAGCUACAAGUAUGAAGUCAGCCGAUAUGAGCCUGUGCUUGCCAAUGUUCUGAGAAGUUUUAUUGGGAAGCAGAAGGGUCACCUCCAGAUAAGCAGAUUGACAAGCACCAGGACACAUCUAAAGUCCUUGAGGAAAAGCCAUCUCCUGUCUGUGAAGAAGGAAAUUUCGUACCAAAAGCUAUACUGUGUUUAUAUAACUGGGGGGAUAACAUUUGAAGAGAUAAGGACUGCCUAUGAAGUUGGAGAAAGCCUUGGGGUGGAGAUCGUAGUGGGUUCUGAUAAUAUCGUAACACCUAGAUCUUACGUGGAACAGUUAAAAUCAAAGUGUACAGAAAAAAAUUGA
Molecule: messenger RNA, 1482 nt
Organism: Encephalitozoon hellem ATCC 50504
Lineage: Eukaryota; Fungi; Microsporidia; Unikaryonidae
Product: Sec1-like intracellular trafficking protein
Exons: 1
Coding region: 1-1482 (493 amino acids)
Biological process (GO): intracellular protein transport; vesicle-mediated transport
Source: RefSeq, a predicted model, not a curated record